CGCCGGACCGCGGGACGGACGGUGGGCUUCCGGGCUGCCACCCCUGCGCGAAUAAGAUGAACGGGACGCGGAACUGGUGUACCUUGGUGGACGUGCACCCGGAGGGGCAGACCGCGGGCAGCGUGGACAUUCUCAGGCUGGCUCUACAGAGUGAACUGACAGGAGAUGAACUUGAACACUUAGCCCAGAAGGCGGGCAGGAAGACCUAUGCCAUGGUGUCUGGCCGCUCAACCAGUCAUUCCCUGGCCUCAGAACUGGUGGAGUCCAAUGAUGGCCAUGAGGAGAUCAUUAAGGUGUACUUGAAGGGGAGGUCUGGAGAUAAGAUGAUCCAUGAGAAGAAUAUCAAGCAGCUGAAGAGUGAGGUGCAGUACAUCCAGGAGGCCCGGAACUGCCUGCAGAAGCUCCGGGAGGACAUAAGUAGCAAGCUUGACAGAGAUCCAGGAGAUUGUCUCCAUGGACAGGAGAUACAGGUGGUGUUAGAAAAGCCCAAUGGAUUAAAUCCAAGCUCCACGAGCCCAUAUAGCAGCUCACCUGAGGUAGAUGCCUAUAUAAAUGAAGAUGUCGAGAGCUUGAGGAAGACCGUGCGGGACCUGCUUGUCAAGCUGCAGGAGGCUGAGCGGCAGCACCAGUCUGACCGUGUGGCUUUUGAGGUCACACUCAGCCGGUACCAGAGAGAAGCAGAACAGAGUCAAGUGGCCCUUCAGAGAGCGGAGGACAGAGUGGAGCAGAAGGAGGCAGAUGUGGGAGAGCUCCAGAAGCGCUUGCUAGGCAUGCAGGCGGAGCAUCAGGCCUUACUGGUGAAGGUUAGGGAAGGGGAAACAGCCCUGGAGGAACUUCGGAGCAAGGACACGGACUGCCAAACAGAACGAGAAAAGGCUGCCAGUCUGGAAAAGGAAGUGGCUGGGUUGCGGGAGAAGAUCCACCACUUGGAUGAUAUGCUGAAGAGCCAGCAGCGGAAAGUGCGGCAAAUGAUAGAGCAGCUCCAGAACUCAAAAGCUGUGGUCCAGUCAAAGGACAGCACCAUCCAGGAGCUCAAGGAGAAAAUCGCCUACCUGGAAGCAGAGAAUUUAGAGAUGCAUGACCGGAUGGAACACCUGAUAGAAAAGCAGAUCAGUCAUGGCCACUUUAGCACCCAGACCUGGACCAAGACUGAGAACCUGGGCAGCGUGAGGAUAUCCAAGCCCCCCAGCCCUGAUAAGCCCCUGCCUCUUAUCCGAGUGGUGGAAACAUGA
Molecule: messenger RNA, 1232 nt
Organism: Odobenus rosmarus divergens (Pacific walrus)
Lineage: Eukaryota; Metazoa; Chordata; Mammalia; Carnivora; Odobenidae
Gene: TUFT1
Product: tuftelin 1
Exons: 13
Coding region: 57-1232 (391 amino acids)
Biological process (GO): intracellular signal transduction
Cellular component (GO): I band; intracellular anatomical structure
Source: RefSeq, a predicted model, not a curated record